UUGAAUCCUGCCUUGGCUUCCGUGUCGGAAAGAGCACGCCCAGCAAGGCUGGAGCUGCUGCGUCCUGGAGAGAGAAAGAGGAUCCCUGCAGCCAUGGCAAGGGGCCGGAUCACGGCUCUGACCGUGAGCGACGUCCGAUUCCCCACCUCCUUGGAUCACCACGGCUCUGACGCCAUGCACCCAGAUCCAGACUAUUCUGCGGCCUAUGUUGUCAUACAGACAGAUGCCUCGGAUGGGCUCAAAGGCUACGGCUUAACAUUCACUCUGGGCAAAGGCACAGAAGUGGUUGUUUGUGCCAUCAAUGCACUCUCAGCUCAUGUGGUCAAUAGAGAUUUGGAUGAAAUCAUCUCUGAUUUUCGAGGCUUCUACAGGCAACUCACCAGUGAUGGGCAGCUCCGAUGGAUUGGCCCAGAAAAAGGAGCUGUGCAUUUGGCCACAGCUGCCAUUCUGAAUGCUGUUUGGGAUUUGUGGGCCAAACAGGAAGGAAAGCCUCUCUGGAAGCUGCUGGUUGACAUGGAUCCCAAACAGUUGUUAUCUUGCAUAGAUUUCAGAUAUAUUACUGAUGCACUGACAGAAGAGGAAGCUUAUACAAUACUUCAAAAGGGUCUAGUGGGGAAAAAAGAAAGAGAAGAACAAAUGUUAAAAUAUGGUUACCCAGCUUACACCACAUCGUGUGCCUGGCUUGGCUAUCCAGACCAGCAACUAAAACAGCUCUGCACUGAAGCUCUGAAAGAUGGAUGGACUAGGUUUAAAGUCAAAGUUGGAGCGGAUCUCCAAGAUGACAUUCGAAGAUGCAGACUCGUUAGAGAAAUGAUUGGUCCUGAAAACAUACUGAUGCUGGAUGCCAACCAAAGAUGGGAAGUGGAAGAAGCCAUAGAAUGGGUCACCAAACUAGCUGAAUUUAAACCGCUCUGGAUUGAGGAACCUACUUCGCCUGAUGAUGUUCUUGGGCAUGCAACCAUUUCUAAGGCUUUAGCGUUACUAGGGAUUGGCGUGGCAACUGGAGAACAAUGCCAUAACAGGGUGGUCUUUAAGCAACUUCUACAGGCCCAGGCUUUGAGUUAUGUCCAGAUUGAUAGCUGCAGACUGGGAAGUGUCAAUGAAAACUUGUCUGUAUUGCUGAUGGCCAAGAAGUUUCAAAUCCCUGUAUGCCCUCAUGCAGGAGGAGUCGGCCUUUGUGAGCUGGUACAACACUUGAUAAUAUUUGACUACAUUUCGAUAUCUGGCAGCCUUGAGAACAGGAUGUGUGAAUAUGUGGAUCAUCUGCAUGAACACUUCAAAUACCCUGUAGUAAUCAAGAACGCAUCCUACAUGCCACCCCAGGCACCUGGAUAUUCCUCCGAAAUGAAAGAAGAUUCGGUAAGGAAAUACCAGUUUCCACAAGGAGAGAUCUGGCAGAAACUCCUGUCUGAUCCUCAGACAGCCAAUAUGAGAUGAAACCUACAUCUUCCGGCUUCAGAUUAGGCUCCUAAGCUAUUUUUACUGCUGCAAAUAGUUGGUUUCGCUGAACUUACAGUUCAAAUUGAUGCUUUUAGAAAGCUUUCCCUGGCUUGCAUAAAACAAGAAAAUUGCAGUCCCAGUUAUAGAACUCUUGACCAGUUUAAACAAAAUAAAGACUUUUAAUAGUU
Molecule: messenger RNA, 1628 nt
Organism: Anolis carolinensis (green anole)
Lineage: Eukaryota; Metazoa; Chordata; Lepidosauria; Squamata; Anolidae
Gene: enosf1
Product: enolase superfamily member 1
Exons: 16
Coding region: 94-1437 (447 amino acids)
Biological process (GO): carbohydrate catabolic process; amino acid catabolic process
Molecular function (GO): magnesium ion binding; L-fuconate dehydratase activity
Source: RefSeq, a predicted model, not a curated record